Messenger RNA from Arvicola amphibius (Eurasian water vole), 2036 nucleotides. It is a transcript of the gene Hdgf, whose product is annotated as heparin binding growth factor. The transcript is spliced from 6 exons. Bases 184 to 897 code for a protein of 237 amino acids. The record is from RefSeq and is a predicted model, not a curated record. Lineage: Eukaryota; Metazoa; Chordata; Mammalia; Rodentia; Cricetidae. Gene Ontology annotation, cellular component: nucleus. Gene Ontology annotation, molecular function: transcription coregulator activity; double-stranded DNA binding. Gene Ontology annotation, biological process: regulation of transcription by RNA polymerase II.
GCCCCGUCCGAGCGGCGCGCGGGCGCAGACGCCGUGGCUGCUCCGGAGCUCGCGCCAGGGGCCACCAUCGAGGCGGGGGCCGCGCGAGGGCCGGAGCGCAGCGGCGCCACAACCGCCGCACGCGCAAACUUGGGCUCGCGCUUCCCGGCUCGGCGCGGAGCCCGGGGCUCCCGCGGCCCCAACAUGUCGCGAUCCAACCGGCAGAAGGAGUACAAAUGUGGGGACCUGGUGUUCGCGAAGAUGAAGGGAUACCCACACUGGCCGGCCCGGAUUGAUGAGAUGCCUGAGGCUGCUGUGAAAUCAACAGCCAACAAAUACCAAGUCUUUUUUUUUGGAACCCACGAGACGGCAUUCCUGGGCCCCAAAGACCUCUUCCCUUAUGAGGAAUCCAAGGAGAAGUUUGGCAAGCCCAACAAGAGGAAAGGGUUCAGCGAGGGGCUUUGGGAGAUCGAGAACAACCCUACAGUCAAGGCCUCUGGCUACCAGUCCUCCCGGAAAAAGAGCUGUGUGGAAGAGGCUGGGCUGGAGCCUGGAGGCCCCGAGGGCGAUGGCGACAAGAAAGGCGGAGCCGAGGGCAGCAGCGAUGAGGAGGGGAAGCUGGUCAUCGACGAGCCGGCCAAGGAGAAGAACGAGAAGGGGGUGCUGAAGAGGAGAGCAGGGGACAUGCUGGAGGACUCCCCUAAACGUCCCAAGGAGUCAGGAGACCAUGAAGAGGAAGAAAAGGAGGUGGCUACCUUGGAGGGUGAGAGGCCCCUACCCGUAGAGAUGGAGAAGAACAGCACCCCCUCUGAGCCAGACUCUGGCCGGGGACCUCCUCCAGAGGAAGAGGAAGACGAGGAGGAGUCUACCAAGGAAGAGGCCGAAGCCCAGGGUGUCAGAGAUCAUGAGAGCCUGUAGCCACCAAUGUUUCAAGAGGAGCCCCUGCCCCGUUCCUGCUGCUGUCUGGGUGCUACUGGGGAAACUGGCCAUGGCCUGCAAACUGGGAACCCUUUUCCCACCCAACUCACUCUCCUCCUUCACUCAGUUUCUCCUUUUUUAAGCCCACCUCCUGGAGACUGGCUUGAUCUUCACCUCCAGGUCCCUGUACCAUGUGCCCUGGAAUGAGACGGGGCCGUUAUCUCCUUAGAUUUGUCUCCUAAGACUUGCGUUGGGGUCUGGGCUGCUGUUUCCACCUCUUGACACCUUUGCCCUCCUUGCAGGUACUCUAGACCUUUGGGCUGGGCGGGACAGGAGAAGGGUAAUGGAAUAUUAACUUGCGUAUGGGUUCUUGGGUGGCAUCUCCUGAGCUCUUGCUCCUACACCUAUUUUCCCAUCUGCCCAAAUUCAAGAAAGGGGGACACUGGGAAAGAGGCUCCCAUCCAUACAUCCUUGAUGAUUUUGAGAACUUUUUUUUUUUUCUGAACCCUAGGGUUCAGGGAGUUGUAGUUUAACAUCAAGACUUUGGGGUUUCCACAUUGUUGGGGUCAAGGACCUGGAGAGCUGAUAAUCUGAAAGACUGACUCAUCAUUUGUGGUGUCUCUAGAUCUCAGGUCAGAGAUGGGUAACAUGGGGAGACCCUGCUGCCUUCUUCCCUCUUCCCACUGAGCUCAAGGCCAGCCUCUAGUCAGAUAUAUCACCCAGACAGAAAGGAAAAGAUACAUUUUUUAGGGAAUGUUUUUAAUAAAAGAAAAUUACAAAAAGGAAAAAAAAACAACCUAUUAAUCCCAGCCCUUUGUGUGCCCCCCACUACUGACCCGUUUCUGGGGUGCACUGGGAGGCUCCCUUUCUGUUGGAGUUGAUGACUCCUUGGAGCUGGGGCUUUGAUGUUCUUCCAGAGUUGGUCCUCUGGUGUUGGCACACAUCCAGUUUGUAGCCCACUGAAUACCGGGAAAAGUGCUCUCUCCCAGCCUCCUCUGGGUUUCUUAUGCCCCCUUCCUUCUUUUGUUCCUAUCCCUCCCUUGGGCUCUGAAGAAAAAUUGCUGACUGUAGCUUUGGAAGUGUAGCUCUGAGAACCAUAGACAAUUUGAAUUCUAGGAAAAUAAAGCCGUUGAUUACUA